Messenger RNA from Ipomoea nil (Japanese morning glory), 1124 nucleotides. Its product is annotated as E3 ubiquitin-protein ligase RNF170-like. Lineage: Eukaryota; Viridiplantae; Streptophyta; Magnoliopsida; Solanales; Convolvulaceae. Bases 224 to 880 code for a protein of 218 amino acids. The transcript has 5 exons. Gene Ontology annotation, molecular function: ubiquitin protein ligase activity. The record is from RefSeq and is a predicted model, not a curated record.
CUAUAUCCCACGACAUAUCUGCACCGUAUACUUACGACAUACGUGUAUACUUACAAUUCCGCUCCACUCUUUUUGUGCUUCUGCUGCAUAUAUAUUCGAGUGAAACAAUCUGGCUCUACAUGUACGGAAAUGGCAAGAAGGUGGGUGGGGUAUAUGUAAUGCGGAGUUAAACCCCAAAAAAAGUUCCGUGCUUUAAGAGAGAGAGAGAGAGAGAGAAACAGCGAUGAUAGAGAGCUCGAGUGAAAAUGGCAGCGGGUUCACUGAUAUAGAAACGAGGGAAGAAGAAAUGGAGAGGAAGAGGAAGGAGAAGCCGCCGGAGGACGAUUGUUGCCCCAUUUGUUUCGGGGACUUCACCGUGUCUUGCAGGACCAAUUGCGGCCACUGGUUUUGCGGAAAUUGCAUUUUGCAACUCUGGAUGUAUAGAGGGGCACUUCGGGCUUGCAAGUGUCCCAUAUGCACUUGCUCCAUCUCCAAGCUGACACCGGAGGCAUCAUUGUUUUUUCAACAGGAAAAGGAAGUUGUUGACCUCCUUAAGGGCAUUCAGCAGUACAAUCGUCUAUACGUAGGGGGUUUGAAUGGGCUUUUGCUGAUACCUCUCUUAUUUAGAAGAGUUUUCUGGGCACUUAUGGACAUGCUUUUGGAUCCGCAUCAAAUAAGACUAAACUAUAAUAUGAUGCGCCUUGUGGCUCUUUUGCUAGGUUGGAUCUACCGCACAUGUGAGUUUGACUUCAUUCCCACUGGUAGACUGGGAAUUUAUGGGUUGUUUGAUACCUGUGCGGUUAUAGUGGUUGUGGUUCUGUUCUUUGCCGGCCUAUACCGGAAAUGGGUGCGUGGCCGCCGUGUGAGGCGGUUGGCUAUGGAGGAAGCAUGGCCUAAUUGAAGCUUGCAAAUAUCUGGAUUUUAGCAUUUCUUUGUGACAUCCCAACCAAUCUAGUGUUAGCCUAGUCUUCAACUAUAGAUACCCAUUAACCAGUCGCCGCGUAAAUACGGUCGUUAUUUUGCCGCAAAAUCUGUUAGUGCCAGCAGAUGACAACCACAUUUCCCUCGUAGUCUUGUACAGUACUACAGUAUAUUUAUUUAUAUUAGCGGUAAUUUAAACAUAUUUUAAAUUAUUUUUCCUUUUA